AUGAUAUUGCCGCAUAUAUCAAUACGGAUGAUCUCUGCGAAACACUCAAGACGUUGGUCCAGACCAGAUCAGCAUUGCAAGAUGCGGGUUUCCUGGGGCCUUCUGGCCUUCCCGGCCGCGGCAUCGGCGAUCGAGAACGGUAUCAACGGCUGGCUACGAUAUGCGCCCCUUCCCAACGAUCAGCGCCCCCCGAACCUGCGAUUACCGGGUGCAAUCAUGGCUUUGAGCACCAACAAGACCAGCCCCGUUUAUACCGCAGGCCAGGAGCUACAAGCAGGCAUCAAAAGCAUCCUCAACCAGACUCUUCCCCUUUAUCACGAACCCGACAAAUGGUUAGGGUCAACCAUCUUGGUCGCUACAACCGGACAAUCUCACGGCGUGAAACCUGCUACAACUCUGGCUGAUGAUGGCUAUCUCCUUCGCGUGAGACCAGGAAAUGUGGUGAUUCUGGGUCAGACGGAGCGAGGUGCCUUGUACGGAGCCUUCGACUAUCUCUCGAGAAUCGCCCAAGGAAGAUUCUCUGAUGCCGACCUGAUUGCAAACCCAGACGCCCCCAUUCGAUGGGUGAAUCAGUGGGACAACAUGGACGGCAGCAUUGAGCGCGGUUAUGCGGGCGCUUCCAUCUUCUUCCGCAACAACACCAUUCCCAAGGACCUCAACAGGGUUUCCCAAUAUGCUCGGCUACUCGCUUCCAUCGGCAUCAAUGGCAUCGUUGUUAACAACGUCAACGCCAAUGCGAACUUGCUCACCGAUGCUAACAUUGAUGGACUGGGCCGUAUAGCAGAUGCAAUGCGCCCAUACGGUGUACAGAUUGGCAUAUCGCUAAACUUUGCAUCGCCCCAGACUCUGGGAGGACUGUCAACGUUCGAUCCCCUCGAUCAAUCUGUGAUUUCCUGGUGGACCGACAAGACGAACCGCCUCUACAAGCGCAUUCCAGACAUGGCAGGCUACCUGGUCAAGGCCAACUCGGAAGGGCAAGCGGGACCAUUGACCUACAAUCGCACGCUUGCAGACGGUGCAAAUUUGUUCGCUAAAGCCGUGCAGCCACACGGCGGCAUUGUUAUGUUUCGAGCCUUUGUUUAUGACAAUCACAUCAACCCAGCGGACCUCAAAGCGGACCGCGCCAAUCAUGCAGUUGAGUUCUUCAAGGGUCUUGACGGCCAGUUUUUGGACAACGUUGUUGUGCAGAUCAAGUACGGACCCAUUGACUUUCAAGUUCGAGAGCCAGCGUCGCCUUUGUUCGCCAAUAUACCUCAGACAAACACCGCGAUAGAACUUCAAAUCACUCAAGAAUAUCUGGGUCAGCAGAGCCACCUGGUAUAUGUUGCACCAUUGUGGAAGACGAUCCUGGAUUUCGAUCUUCGGGCUGGCGAUCAACCGUCACUUGUCCGUGAUGUCGUUGCCGGCCGUCGGUUCAGCAACAAGCGUGGUGGCUACGCUGGUGUCGUCAAUGUUGGAACUAACACCACAUGGCUAGGGAGCCAUUUGGCUAUGUCGAACUUGUAUGCCUACGGCCGUCUGGCUUGGAAUCCCUCUCAAGACCCGCAAGCUCUACUCGAAGACUGGACGCGACUCACAUUUGGCUCAGACCCUCUUGUACUUGGAGUAGUGACGGAGAUAUCCAUGGCGUCAUGGCCAGCUUACGAAAAUUACACUGGCAACCUUGGUAUCCAGACACUGACCGAUAUCUUGUACACCCAUUACGGUCCGAACCCUGCGUCCCAGGACAACAACGGCUGGGGACAGUGGACGCGUGCAGACCAUGACGGGAUCGGCAUGGACAGAACGGUUUCCACGGGCACCGGCUUCUCCGGCCAGUAUCCCGCCAAAGUAGCCGAGAAGUUCGAGAGCAUCGAGACCACUCCGGACGACCUCCUCCUCUGGUUCCAUCACGUAAACUACACGCACGUUCUCAAGACCAGCAAGUCAGUGAUACAGCAUUUUUACGAUGCUCACUACGCCGGUGCCGAAACAGCACAGACAUUCCCCAUCGCAUGGGAAUCACUUCGGAACAAGGUUGAUACCGAGCGCUUCAAUGACGUUCUCUUCCGCCUUCGCUACCAGGCCGGUCACUCCAUAGUCUGGCGCGAUUCCAUCUGUCAAUUCUACUAUAAUCUCUCCGGCAUCCCAGAUGGCACCGGCCGCGUGGGGAGACAUGAGUACAGGAUCGAGGUUGAGACCAUGGAACUGAAGAACUACAAGCUUACCGGGGUCAACCCACUUGAGACAGCUUCGAAUCUAACUGCUGUGGUUCUCGUUUCCGACCACACAUCGGGAGAGGCGACUACGAAACUCAACUUUGACUCGGGCAACUAUGAUGUCGCGAUCAACUACUUUGACUUGAUCGGGGGUAAGGCGCACUACAAGGCGUUCCUCAACGGGAAGUUGUUGCUGGAAUGGGUUGGAGAUCUGGAAGACAAACUAGGCCAUACUUUCUCUACAAAGCUUGAUGGACACUCGGCUACGAGGGUUACGAUUCGUGACGUCCAAAUCCAGAAAGGGGAUGUGUUGAAGAUUACGGGAGUGGCUGACGGAAACGAGCUGGCACCGUUGGAUUAUAUUGCUGUCUUGCCGCAAGGUGUUGUUGACUAA
Neurospora hispaniola is the source of this 2592-nucleotide messenger RNA. Its product is annotated as alpha-glucuronidase precursor. Bases 1 to 2592 code for a protein of 863 amino acids. Gene Ontology annotation, cellular component: extracellular region. NCBI's taxonomy places the organism in Eukaryota, Fungi, Ascomycota, Sordariomycetes, Sordariales, Sordariaceae. The transcript has 2 exons. Gene Ontology annotation, biological process: xylan catabolic process. Gene Ontology annotation, molecular function: alpha-glucuronidase activity. The record is from RefSeq and is a predicted model, not a curated record.